Akanthomyces muscarius is the source of this 3219-nucleotide messenger RNA. RefSeq lists its product as uncharacterized. NCBI's taxonomy places the organism in Eukaryota, Fungi, Ascomycota, Sordariomycetes, Hypocreales, Cordycipitaceae. The coding region runs from base 1 to 3219 and encodes 1072 amino acids. The record is from RefSeq and is a predicted model, not a curated record. Gene Ontology annotation, biological process: chromatin remodeling. The transcript is spliced from 3 exons. Gene Ontology annotation, molecular function: histone methyltransferase activity; protein binding.
AUGUCGAGGCGUGACCACGACGCCGUUUCGCGACCGUCGUAUCCUGACGGCUUUCGCCUACGAUCUCCUGCUCAGCCGCCAGAAUAUGUGCCCCCCCUCUUGAACCCACCUACUGCAUACACCUAUCCGCUGGCCGCAAUUCCUGCUCCUUCAUCCAUACUUUCGGGCAAUGGACCGCCAUCCUAUCUCGCCAGCGCCGGCAGCAAAACACUUACUCCAAGAUCCAGCACGCCGGCCAGCUCGACUUUCUCAGUCGGCGAUACACUGCAGAGCGUAAGGGACAUCAGUCCGCCGCCCCUCAGAAGAUCCCUGACACGGACCGAAUCGCAAAUACCCGCUGCAAGCAAACCUCGGCAUUCCGCCGGAGCACAGCCUCACGAAUCCCCAAUGCAGACGACACAGCUCGCCACGCCACCGUCGAGAUCAUACCGUGCUAGCGCCGUGCAAAGACAAUGGAACAAGGCAGACUUGACAAAGGCGCUGCUGGACCUAUUGAAAAGCGUGCGACAAGACCACUCGCGACUGGUUACGCAGGCAAUCGAGGCCACCACGGCUACAGAAUGGCGUGUUCAUCAUGGAGCGGAUCUUUUUGAAGGAAUGGGUAAUGGCGCUGUUCCGUAUAGGAAAGGAGAGACUAUGCGAAUUAAGUUUAAGCAACACUUGAAAACCCGUAAGGAUGCGCGCGAGGAACACCACGACAUAAUGGCGAUCAAGACCCCGAAAGACAGAGUCCCCCGAUAUCGGUUUCAUCAUGUCGACAUAAAAAAGAACGUCCUCACGCCAAACACUAUGCUGACUUUCGUGCCGCAUUUGCGCGAUCUCGACAGUAGCGAGGAACCGAAGUAUAACUUGUGGCUGAAGGAACUUGAGGAAAUUGAUACUAAAUCCGGGUUCAAGCCGAUGAACCGGGAGGAAAAAGUCAUUCUUACUAUACAAACCGAGCGUGCGGCAACUGUAUCUCUGUAUCUGGAUACCUGGUUAGAGAAGCUUGGCAUAGCGAACUGUACAAAGUCUGCACUGGUUGCUUAUAUGGCUAGCCAAGAGUCCGAUGAUUCGAUCACGCCGCAGAAAAAGACGGACAUUAUUCGAUCGAGCCGCGAGACGACUGAUGGCGACCCGACUAGCCAGGAUUCGAGAAAAGCUGCCGCGUUAUUCACAAGUGCAUUCAAACAGGCUUUUGAUAAUGAUGACUUGCCACUCGCGAGCAAAAUCGAGCUGCGAAGAAUUCUACUCCUCGAAGAGUUUGUUGACGGCGUUUUGGAUCCCAAGCCGGUCGCAAAAGAUGCAGCUCCCGUGUCGCAACCAGACAUGGAUGAAACCACCGAAGCGCACCUGGCCUCCUAUAGCAUCCUAGGCUGCCUCAUUUGCUACAGCCAUUCUUGCGACCACGGCGAGUACGACAAUAAGAACCUCAAGCGGACAUUUUCCUUGGCGGCAGUGAUGCCGCUAGCUGAGCUUUUGAAACAACGACGACAGCGGCUGACAACGGAGAGUGCGGACGCAAUGAAAGAUAUAGUACCGUGUCGAAGGGCAUGCUAUCUAUCAUUGACGCCAGUGGGCCAAAUGCGAGACGCAAAGCCGUGGCUGGAGCAGGAAGUCGUGCUUUUAAAAUCGAUCUUCUCGAUGCUCGGCCAAAGCCAUCUGCAGCGGGAUCCAAUCUGCUUUGCAGCAGAGAUUCUGGAUCGCGAUUGCAGUGCCGUCUUUGACAAGUUUAAGUCUCUAGCUGUCAAAGUGCCAGAAGCCAUCCCCCCAGAAGUAGUGCGAGUUAAAGCACUGGCCUGGUAUGACAAUCGCCGAAAGAUUCUCAUUGGUGACUGGCAAGACCACACAAUUACACACGAGCACCAACGCCGCGAAAUUAUUGAGCCAUGCUCGCACGAAGGCUGUCAAAAUUGUGAACUCCAGCGCGGAUGCAGCAAAAAGCUCUUGCUGGGACAGAGCCAACUGGAUGGAGUUGGAUAUGGACUGUUUACUGCUGAGGAUAUUGCGCAGGACGAUUUCGUGAUCGAAUAUGUUGGCGAGCUUAUUACGCACGAUGAAGGCGUGCGAAGAGAAGCUCGUCGCGGCGAUGUGUUUGACGAAGAUUCCAACAUCUCUUAUGUUUUCACGCUGCUUGAGGAUGAAGGCAUCUGGGUCGAUGCUGCGACGUAUGGAAACCUUAGUCGCUACAUUAAUCAUGCGUCCGAACACGAUCACACCGGCUCGAAUAUCACGCCACGGAUCCUCUACGUCAAUGGCGAAUAUCGAAUCAAGUUUACGGCCCUGCGAGACAUUCGAGCCGGAGAAGAGCUGUUCUUCAACUACGGCGAAAACUUUCCGAAUCUCACAAAGAAGCUUCUCGACACUAAGACGGGAGAGAAGCCGGUAAGCCCGCAGAAACCAGGGCGACCACCGCAGUCGACUGCUGGCAAGGGUGUUGCACGAAAGGCGCCGAAGCCGGAACAGAAGAAGACGGAGCGCAAGAAGCCCGGAGCGAGGCGUAGAAGGCGACGAACAGUUGUUAACGACGACGACGAAGACGACAUACAAGCAUCAUAUAUUUCGCCCAUGAAUCGACCCGUGAAACGCAAACGAGGAGUAGCAAGAGUCGAUUCAGACGAGGAUAGCUACCACACUCGCGGAAAUGCGACGCGGAACCAUUGGCAAGAAUCAGCGGCAGAGGAUGACGACGGCCCAGGCGAGGAAACCACACCCAAUGGUGGUGCUGGAAGUAGGCGCAGCAUGCGCACUAGAGCAUCCGAGACGCCGACAAAAGCCGGCAAAGCAAAGAUGACAGGCAGACGCGGUGGUGCACGCCCGGGAAGUGGACGGCCUAGGAAACACCCACGACCCAUGCUACAACCAGCAGUACCCGGGACGACGGAGACGGUACGGCGGUUGCGUGAAUUGCCCAGCAAGUCCACAUGGCGCCAAAGCUUAAGCGAAUCCCCACGGGUUACGCGCCAGCGGCGCGCCGAACAAGACGAAUCUGAUGAAAUAGGAGACAGCCAGGAGUGGUCUACGGCAGGCGAGGAAGAUGGGCCUAGAGUCUACGGAGAGAAAUCCGAAGACGGGCAAGAAUUAGAAGACGAAGAGGGCGAAGGGGAAGGCGGCGAGGUUGUGGGGGAGCAGCAGGAGGACGAUGAAGAGGACGACCAAGACGUGGUCAUCCGAAAACGCAUGGACCGAGCGACGAGAAACAGGCGACCGCCGGCUAAAUUCCGUGGAGAAGAUUUGUGA